AUGGUAGAGUGUAAUGCUGAGUUGCAAUUAGUAAAGAAGCAGGUUGAGGAGUAUAAGGUCUUAAAUUUGCUAGUGAGGGCAUGUCCACCUCCUUGCAGCCAGUUUGAGAGGCAAGAAUUAUCCACUGUUGUGUAUGAAGAGCCUGUGUUAUAUGAUCUCAGUGAGCCACCCAUCUAUGCUGUUAAUGAAGAAGGAGUUGCAUUUGAAAGUCAGAGUAGCAGCUACAGUGUAGCUCAUGGUACUGGUGUUUGCACACAAGAGAGCAAGAAUGUAAAAGGAAAAAUGAAAGCUGUUAUGGAAAUAGAAGAAGAAGAGGGAUAUGUUGGCAGUGGUGGUUCUGAUUGUGAAGGUGAAGAGGACAUUGAUGUACCACCUUUUUAUAUGGGUGAUGCUGAUGACAUAGAGAUGGCUGAGGGAAAGAAACAGAAAGAGUAUGAUGAAAUGGAAGAGGAAGAAACAGAUGAUGAAGAAUCUGAGGAGGAAGAAGUUGUGCAUUAUGAGGGUGACACAGAGGUUGAGGAACCUUUUCAAAUGGAUGAAGAUGACAAAGUUGUUUCACAGGAUGUAGAAACUGUAAUUGUACAUGAAGAGAAGAAGAAGAAGAAACAGAAGCUUCCAGUUAGGAGAGGGCCUACAACAAGGUCACAUUCAAGUGUAGUAUCAGAGGAGGAACCUGAUUUCAAACCUUCAUCUGAUGAAGAAGAGAAAGGAUUGUUGAAGGAGGCUGAUGAUGAUGGUUUUGAGCCAUUGUCAUUUGUGCUGCCAAAGAAAAGGAAAAGCAGGGCAAAGCAGAGGCCUCCUAGAAAAUGGUACAAUGAGAAAUUCUUUAUGGUGGCAGCAGUUAUAAAAGGUGAAACUACUUUUGUAGUUAAGAAGAUGAGAAUUAAGCACACUUGCCCUACUAGUACAGAGACAACAAGGGUAAGUGCCAAGUGGCUUGCACAGAAGUAUGAGUCACUGUUCAGAUCUGAUCUAACAACUAGCAUUCAGACUUUGAUUGAUGCUUGCAUGGAGAAGUAUGGUGUGGAUGUGCCCAAGUCAAUGGCAUAUAGAGCAAAGAACAUAGCUAUUGAUGCUAUGCUAGGCGACCACAAGAAGCAAUACCCUAGGUUGAAAGACUAUGCUCAGACAGUGAUGGAUACAAACCCUGGGAGUAGAGUAGUAGUCACUACUGUAACUCCAUCACCCACUGAAAAAAUCCCCCAUCCAGGUCCAAGAUUCCAUGCUAUGUUCUAUUGCAUUAAUGGAGCAAGGGAGGGGUUUCUCAAGGGGUGCAGACCAUUCAUUGGUGUUGAUGGGUGCUUCAUUAAGUUAACUACUGGUGCUCAACUACUUGCUGCCACUGGUAGAGAUGGCAACAACAAUAUAUACCCACUAGCAUUUGGUAUUGUUGGGCAAGAGGACACACCUAACUGGUGUUGGUUUCUACACCAACUUAAAAUCUGCCUAGGAGGAGAAGAGGGACAGUUUGGUCCAUAUACAAUAAUGUCAGAUAGACAAAAGGGCCUACUAAAUGCAGUGAAUGCUGUCUUUCCUAAGUGCAACCAAAGGUUCUGCCUUAGGCAUAUCUAUGCAAACUUCCAAAAUGCUGGGUUUAGGGGGGAAGAUCUGAAGAAGUGUAUGGAUAAUGCUGCCUAUGCAUAUAGUGAACACAAAUUUAACAUUGCAAUGAAUGACCUUAGAGCUGAAUGUCAGGAAGCUUGGGAGUGGCUUUGUCAAAUACCCAAGAAAACAUGGGCAAGGCAUGCAUUUGACACAAACUGCAAGACUGACCUUGUAGUUAACAAUUUGUCUGAGGUGUUCAACAAGUAUGUCCUAGAUGUUAGGAAGAAACCAAUUAGGACAAUGUGUGAUGGAAUAAAGGAUAAACAGAUGAUGAGGUGGCAUAGGAAUAGGGAGAGUGCAAAGACAGCUAGAUGGGACAUAACACCCCAUUAUAGUGAGAAGCUAGAGGUUGAGAAGGAGAGGGCCAAAUAUUGCAAACCAAUUCAAGCUGGUGUGAACUUGUGGCAGGUUACAAGUGGGCAGCAAACCCAUGCUGUUGACUUGCAAGUGCACACAUGUGGGUGCAGAAAAUGGGACCUCAGUGGCAUCCCAUGUAACCAUGCCAUCUCAGCAAUCAACAAGGGCAAAAGAAAACCAGAGGAUUAUGUCAGCAAGUUCUUCAAGAAAGAAUUUUAUGUGGGAGAGGAGCUGGGAGAGGAGCUGGGAGAGGUGGUGGUAGAGGUGCUGCAGCUGCAGCUGCUGGGAGAGGUGCUGCAGCAGCUCAAGCUGCUGGAAGAGGUGCUGGGAGAGGUGCUGCACCAGGUGCUGCAAGAGGUGUUGGGAGAGGGAGAGGUGCAUUCUCUGCCCCAAGACAAUCUGGUCCCUCCACAUCUACUGCUCCCUCCACAUCUGUUGCUGGGAGAGGUGCUGGUGGUAGACAUACUGGAUGCGGGAGAAUCAAUGUCAUAUAUGGCUUUUGUUGAUGUGGAUGCAACUUAUGAGUGA
Molecule: messenger RNA, 2490 nt
Organism: Triticum dicoccoides
Lineage: Eukaryota; Viridiplantae; Streptophyta; Magnoliopsida; Poales; Poaceae
Exons: 5
Coding region: 1-2490 (829 amino acids)
Molecular function (GO): zinc ion binding
Source: RefSeq, a predicted model, not a curated record